This is a messenger RNA of Colias croceus (clouded yellow), 764 nucleotides long. RefSeq lists its product as uncharacterized. The record is from RefSeq and is a predicted model, not a curated record. Lineage: Eukaryota; Metazoa; Arthropoda; Insecta; Lepidoptera; Pieridae. The transcript has 2 exons. The coding region runs from base 270 to 764 and encodes 164 amino acids.
GUCCUCCACACUACUCGCGAAGUUGAACGAGGUUAGAUGAAUAGAAUAGUGUAGAGGGGCACUUCGGCUUACUUCGUCCAACUUUACCUCGCCUCGGUCGACUUCCAUUUGUUGUCGGUUUUUGCGCCCGAGUCAAAGGGCGCGAAGUUACCCGAAGUGCGUUCUCGAAGUGCCUCUCUACACUACUCGGCCGACUUCAGUACGACUACGCGUCAAGACGUCGCGGUCGUUUUGAAUUCACGUGUUUUUCGUUGAUAUGCGAGACUAUUAUGAGCGGCAUACAGUGGUCACAGGAGCAAACUAUGUUGUUUCUUGAAACACUUCAAGCAGAGCCUUUUAUUUGGGACCCCAGUGAGAAAAGUCAUAAGGACAAGAAAAAAGUAAAUGAUGCUUGGGAUCAUGGAACUGAUUCGAUUGAGGAAGAAACAACCAACGCUUCAGAGGAUGUACCAAUUGCUUCUCCAACUCCAAAAGAACCAGAGCCCCGAAAAAAUAAACACACCAUCCGACGGCGUGAUAACCCGCCGGAAUUGCAAGUUGCCAGUAGGCAGAUGACAGAAGCCUUCAAUAACUUAAAUAAAGUGAUAAAUAAUCCUUCAAAGGAUGAUUAUGACGAGUGCGACGUAUUCGGCAAACUAAUUGCCAAAAAACUGAAGAGGUUACCGGAACAUGAAAGGGAUAAUAUCAUGUUCGAUAUACAUGCUCUGUUUCGGAAAUCACCUAAUAAAAGAUCUCCAUCGGGUGAAUCGUUCUGUACUUCAUAG